AUGGAGAUGGACGAGAUCCAGGGGCAGAAGGGCCCGACCGUUGACCACGUUGAUAACCGAGGAGACCUAGAGAGCCCAAGCACGGACAGCUACCAGCGGGCCGGGCAGCAAGUUCAGCUGGCGCCAGAUGCCCCAGAGCCGAAAGUCUCGUUAUCAACGUUGCUGGCUGUCUUUUUUAUGGGCCUGUCAUAUGUCCCCGCCAUCAGUGCUGGUCUCCUACUUCCCACUGGUAUCCUGCAACAAAUAGGACAGCAACUGGGCGACACAGAUAAUAUUAUAUGGAUUCCCGGUGGCUGGUCCGUCGCUUCCGCCGUGGCCUUCUCCAUUGCAGGUGGCCUCAGUGAUGUAUUUGGUCGCCGCUGGGUGCUCAUGUCUGGACAACUCUUCACUCUGAUCGGUGGUAUUAUUGCUGCGGUUGCAAACUCGACUCUUCAGGUCGCUGCAGGAACGACUAUUAUCGGAUUCGGCGCAGGCACCAUCUUCGUCGGAUAUCCCGGAAUUUCAGAGCUGCUCCCCAAUAAGUACCGAGGUAUCGGUCUCGGAUGGACAGAGUUCUGCAUCAACAUCCCUUGGGGUUGCCUCAGCGUGUACCUCGCUACCCAGCUCCUGAUCAAGGCGACAUGGAGGUGGUGCUUCUACAUCGCCAUCAUAUACGCUGUGAUCUGCAUCGCCGGCACUUUUGUUUGCUACUUCCCGCCUUCCCGCCCGCAGCAUGAUUUCGAGAAAUCCCGUUGGGAAGAGUUCAAGGAACUUGACUUCAUCGGCCUUGCCCUCUUCACCGCCGGUCUCUGCAUCUUCCUCGUCGGGAUGACGGAUCUGGGACAUACUAGCUACUCUAUCCCACUUGUUGCCUCGACAAUCUCCAUCGGAGCUGUCAUCUUUGUGGGCAGCUUCUGGUACGACUUCACCAAGCCGAAGAACCCGAUCUUCCCCUUCAAGCUCUUCGCCAUGUUCCGGGAGUUCACGGUGCACCUGAUCAUCCUGUUUAUCUCUGGCAUGGUCUGGCAGGCUAUCGUCACACUCGCGCCGCAGAUCACUUUGUACGCCUUUACGAAUGAUCCUGUCGAGAUUGGUGUCAUCAUGAUUCCCUCCACGAUGUCCGGUGUUCUGGGAGGCUGGAUCAUUCCGUCCCUUGUCCACAAGAUCAAGCACGUUCGGCAUCAGAUCAUCUUUGCCCUUUUAAUGCAGUGUGCUUUCACCGGCGCCUAUGCCGCAGUUGUCCCAUCGAACAAGAUGGCGUGGAGUGCGAUGCAGCUGUUUGGACAGUCCUGUUUCACCUGGGUAACAACCCUCGCGUACGUCGCUUCCGGCCUAUUCGUUCCAGUAGAGGAGCUCGGUGUCAGCGCCGGUCUCCUAGGAACCUUCCGCUCAGCAGGCGGCUCUGUCGGCAACGCCAUCUUCAGCACGAUCAUGACCUCGGUCGCCAACAAGAACCUGGGUCCCAACCUCGCCGGGGCCGCGAUCGGCGCGGGCUUUGACCCAGCGAAUCUGAGCGCUCUGAUCCCGGCCGUCAUCCAAAAUGCCGUCGGCGUCCCCUUCGCGUUCGACGGCGUCCCCGGCGCCACGCCCGCCGUCAUUGCCGCCACGGGCGCCGCGUUCAAGGAGACGUACUCGAACGCCUUCAGGAUGGUCUGCUACGCUACUAUCCCGUUCUGCCUGGUUGCCACUGCUGUAGCGUUCUGGGUUAAGGACCCCUCGCACCUGUUGAACAACCACGUUGCUGUUCAGCAGGAGAAGGAGGUGCUCUCUGGGGUUGAGCGUCGUCCAGAAGCUGUGGUUGGGAAGGCGGUCGAUGAUAGCUACAGGAUGUAA
Messenger RNA from Diaporthe batatas, 1812 nucleotides. RefSeq lists its product as uncharacterized. Gene Ontology annotation, molecular function: transmembrane transporter activity. Gene Ontology annotation, cellular component: membrane. Bases 1 to 1812 code for a protein of 603 amino acids. The transcript has 6 exons. The record is from RefSeq and is a predicted model, not a curated record. NCBI's taxonomy places the organism in Eukaryota, Fungi, Ascomycota, Sordariomycetes, Diaporthales, Diaporthaceae. Gene Ontology annotation, biological process: transmembrane transport.